AUGGGUGAGAGCGAAAAUUCUCGAGAGAAAAGUUUAUCUAGCGAGGAAGAAGACCUGAUGCAGAGGUCGAAUAAAAAGGUGAAAAGGACGCCAGAAAAUUCUCCGGCGGCUUUGGAAAAGGAGCAUCGUAUGGAGGAGGAUGCGAUGAUGGAAACAUUUGUUGAGGAGACUAUGGAGGAUGGGAUCACUCACAGCCACGGUCCAUGGAUUAUUGGAGAUAGCUAUCUCACCAUUAGAAAGUGGAUUUCGAAUUUCGUUGCUGAUGAAGCCCCAAUUAAGUUUCUCACAGCAUGGGUAAGAAUCCCGAAUUUGUCUAUCGAGUACUUUGGCAAGGAAUUUCUACACAAAAUAGGUUCAAAAAUAGGCAAAGUGGUGAAUAUUGACAGAAAUACAGAGGCUAAAAAAAUAGGUCAAUAUAUCAGAUUCAGUAUUGAAGUAGAUGUGACAAAGCCCCUUUUGUCAAAGUUCAGAUUAAAUGGACGAAUUUGGCGCAUUCAGUAUGAAGGUCUAAGGCAAAUAUGCUUUAAGUGUGGCAAACUGGGACAUAAAGAUAAUGAUUGUGAACUGAAAGUGGUACAAGAUAACAAUGGAGAGAAUGUCCUGGAAAAACAGGAGGAGAUCGUCCAGGAAAGUUUCAUUAAACCAAGACCAUAA
Molecule: messenger RNA, 654 nt
Organism: Chenopodium quinoa (quinoa)
Lineage: Eukaryota; Viridiplantae; Streptophyta; Magnoliopsida; Caryophyllales; Amaranthaceae
Exons: 2
Coding region: 1-654 (217 amino acids)
Molecular function (GO): zinc ion binding; nucleic acid binding
Source: RefSeq, a predicted model, not a curated record